Messenger RNA from Spea bombifrons (plains spadefoot toad), 1643 nucleotides. It is a transcript of the gene SYT10, whose product is annotated as synaptotagmin 10. Gene Ontology annotation, biological process: calcium-ion regulated exocytosis; regulation of dopamine secretion; regulation of calcium ion-dependent exocytosis. The transcript has 7 exons. The coding region runs from base 84 to 1643 and encodes 519 amino acids. Gene Ontology annotation, molecular function: phosphatidylserine binding; clathrin binding; syntaxin binding. NCBI's taxonomy places the organism in Eukaryota, Metazoa, Chordata, Amphibia, Anura, Pelobatidae. The record is from RefSeq and is a predicted model, not a curated record. Gene Ontology annotation, cellular component: membrane.
AUCCGUUUCGGAGCCGGGCGAAUGGUUGUUUUCCGGGGCUGCUGCUGCCUUUCUGCCCGGCCCUGGUGCUGCCCGCUGGGGACAUGAGUUUCCACAAGGAGGACGGGCUGAGCCUGUGCCAGAAGGCGCUGCAGAUCGUGUCCGAGCUCUGCCUGGGAGGGCAGGUGGAGUGGGACAAGUGCACCGGGAUCUUCCCCCGGAGCAGCCAGGGGGCAGGCAGCACAGACAUCUCGGUCAGUCUCCUGGCGGUGGUGGUCAGCUUCUGCGGCCUCGCUCUGCUGGUCGUCUCCCUCUUCGUCUUCUGGAAGCUCUGCUGGCCCUGUUGGCGGAGGAAGCCGGCCACAUGCACCAAUCACGCGGCCCCGCAGUGCGUCCCGAGCGCCCCCCCGGAAGUGGUGGAGACGAAUGAGAAAAAGGAGAUCAAGCAAAACGGGAAGCACUCGGUGAAAGUGCUGGAAGCGGCGAUGAAGAUCAGCCACACGUCGCCGGAUAUACCGGCCGAGGUCCAGAACGCCUUGAAGGAGCAUCUGAUGAAACAUGCGCGGAUCCAGAGACAGACCACCGAGCCGGCCUCUUCAUCCAGGCACAAUUCUUUCCGGAGACACCUGCCGCGGCAGAUGCAAGUGUCCAGCGUGGACUUCAGUAUGGGCGCGGACCCUCUACAGCGAGGAGAGACCACCACCAGCAUCGGCCGGAUAAAGCCGGAGCUCUACAAGCAGAAGUCGGUGGAUUCCGAGGACAACAGGAAGGAGGACGUAAAGACCUGCGGGACGUUAAACUUUACCCUGAGCUACGAUUACGAAAACGAGCUCCUGGUCGUCCGAAUCCUCAAGGCUUUGGAGCUUCCCGCCAAGGACCUGUGCGGGACGUCCGACCCUUACGUCAAGAUCUAUCUCCUGCCCGAUCGCAAGAAGAAGUUUCAGACUCGGGUCCACAGGAAGACGCUAAACCCCGUGUUCGACGAGACCUUUCAGUUCCCCGUCGCGUACGACCAGCUGAGCGGCAGGAAGCUGCACUUCAGCGUCUACGACUUUGACCGCUUCUCUAGACACGAUAUGAUCGGGGAAGUUAUCCUGGAUAAUUUGUUUGAAGUCUCGGACCUCUCCAGGGAAGCCACGGUGUGGAAAGACAUCUACUGCGCCACGUCAGAGAGCGUCGACCUCGGUGAGAUUAUGUACUCCUUGUGCUACCUGCCCACGGCGGGGAGGAUGACUCUAACCGUUAUCAAGUGUCGGAACCUCAAGGCCAUGGAUAUCACCGGCUCCUCCGACCCCUACGUGAAAGUCUCGCUGAUGUGCGAAGGUCGCAGGCUGAAGAAACGGAAAACCACCACGAAAAAGAGCACCCUGAACCCGGUGUAUAACGAGGCCAUUAUAUUCGACAUCCCCCCCGAAAACAUGGACCAAGUCAGCCUGUCCAUAGCGGUGAUGGAUUACGACAGGGUCGGACACAACGAAGUCAUCGGAGUCUGUAGAACCGGACUAGAUGCCGAAGGACUCGGCCGGGACCACUGGAACGAAAUGUUGGCUUAUCCACGAAAACCGAUUACUCACUGGCACCCACUGGUGGAGCUCCCUGGUCGCGCAACAAGCUUCGAUAGUCAAGGAUCCUGCUCUUCGCCGAAACCGCCCCCUACACCGUAA